CAUUGUUGCUUUUGUAAACCAGGAAAAAUGCGUAUAGCCACGUUAAAAUCUUGCAAAUUGCACAACCAAUCCACAGUACGAAUACAGUAAGGACUCGAGAAAUAGCCACCCCUUGCAGUUGUAGUAUUUUAUUUUCUGCGGUCUGAUUGAUGCAGCCAGGACUAAAGACGUCAUGAAGACAUUAAGGUCAAUGUGGAUAGGCUAGUCACAGAGCGAGCGGUGCGACAAUCACUCUAUCAGCCACCGCUCGGUAGACGGUGCUCCCAUCCGGCAUAAAGCCAAACGCACGUGAUCCCGGCCGGCGGAGGGUGCAAAAGCCACCGAAGACCAAUCGAGGUAGAAAUGUCUCUAUAUCGGAGUAGCAUCUGGUAUUUAAAAGGGCUCAAUGAAUACACAAGGGGUGCCUUUGAGUCUGCAGCCAAACGUUUUGUGGAGAAGGACUUGGAGGUGUCUGUGGCAGGGAGAUCCUUCAUGAUCACUGGUGCCAACAGUGGGAUCGGGAAGGCCGCGGCCAUCGUCAUCGCCAAGAGAGGUGGUACGAUCCAUAUGGUGUGCAGGAACAAAGACAAAGCUGAGGAGGCCAGGGCAGAGAUUGUCAAGGAAACUGGGAACAAAGACAUUUACAUCCAUAUCCUGGACUUGACAGAGACGCGAAAGGUGUGGGAAUUUGCGGAAGCUUUUAAGAAAAAAUUCAAAUCCCUCAACGUACUGAUCAACAAUGCUGGAAGCAUGCUUAUGCAGCGCGAGCUCAACGCAGAAGGUCUGGAAAAGAACUUUGCCUGCAACACCCUGGGGACGUACAUCCUCACCAAGAAUUUGAUUCCCCUUUUGGAGAAGAGCGGUGACCCCCGUGUGAUCAUGGUGUCCGCAGGAAUCAUGCUAGUGAAGAAGCUCCGUGUCGGGGACCUGCAGUCUGAGAGGGGCCGCUUUGAUGGAACCAUGGUCUACGCACAGAACAAGAGGCAGUUGGCGGUGAUGACGGAACAGCUGGCUAAGACCCACCCUGGCAUCCACUUCUCUCUCAUGCACCCCGGCUGGGUAGAUACCCCAGUGGCCGAAGCCAUGCCGGAUUUCCACCGAUCCAUGCGGAACAAGCUGCGGAGCCCGGAACAGGGAGCCGACACUGUGGUCUGGCUGGCCGUGUCCGAGGCCCCCGCCGCCGCCAAGCCUGCCGGCCUCUUCUUUCAGGACCGCAAGGUGAUCCCGACCCACUUGCCUCUGGCUUGGACCCACAGCUCGCUGGAGCAGAAGGAGAGGUUCAUGACUCUGCUGGAGGAGCUCGCCAAAUCCUUCCAGCCCCACUGAGUUGCUGGAUCCUCCGCUUGACCUGCGAACCCAGGACUGGAGAUGCCUUUUCCACAGCCGCAGAGCGUAGCAGCCACACUAAAAUCUCAUCGGGUUAUUUCCUAACAAAUCUUUAAAUCAUUUUUAUCCCUCAGUGUGUAACCCUGAGAGGGCUGGAUGACUAGGUGUUUCUCCAGUGUGAUCUUUACUGUUACUAACCAAAGACCACAGUGCAGAAGAGGAGCAUGACCACGAUGCUGUCAGUUUUUAUAAAGAAGGUGUAGAGGAGGUAUCUGAUCAAAGAGUAAAUCCCGGCAGGUUUAAGGCUGAGACACACAGCUUUUCUUUAUGACGGUCCGAUACGUGUUGGGGAUGCAGCAAGAGGAUUGUUUUUCAGAAUGAAACCAAAAUCGGAGGGCGAUUUGCAGCUGUGAAGGACACAGCAGGUCUCUCCUCGGCCGCGCGGCAGCUUGCACCGUCUCAGUGUUAGACCUGAAAGUCAGCUGGUGCCAAAUAAGAGUUUCCCAUCAGGCACUGCAAGCAAAACAAGUUAGAGACAGCAUUUUCAGAAAGCUGGACUCCAUGAUGUGAUUUUGGCAGGACAGUGAAUGUGCAAGCGAUGGUCAUCACCCACGGAGCAGCCAGGGCAUGUUUUCAUAUUAACAGCAUUACUAAAUGUGUGCAAAAAGCAUUUUAAUCAUGUACAAGUGUUUCUAAAGGACAUGUUGUGCCAUAACUAUGGUGUGGCUGGGAACCUGUAUCACUGUGAGCUGUCGCUACUUGCGUGGAAUAUAUUCAAUUGAAAUUAAAUUCACACAUUGACUGAUGUGA
Paramormyrops kingsleyae is the source of this 2115-nucleotide messenger RNA. It is a transcript of the gene dhrs12la, whose product is annotated as dehydrogenase/reductase 12-like a. The record is from RefSeq and is a predicted model, not a curated record. NCBI's taxonomy places the organism in Eukaryota, Metazoa, Chordata, Actinopteri, Osteoglossiformes, Mormyridae.